AUGACGGCCGCGGGCACUACCCCGGGCGGUGGCCUCUCGCCUGAGCAGCUCGCCAAGUUCAACAGCGACGGGUACCUCAUCAUACCCGGCGCGCUCGCGCCGACCACCGUCUCCGCGCUCCUCGCCGAGACGCACAAGAUGCUCGCCGAGUUCCCCAUUGAGACGCACCCGCUGACGCGCUUCACCACCGGCGGCGCCGCCGGCGACGCGGCGCACGUGGGCGACGACUACUUUCUCGGCUCCGGCGACAAGAUCCGCUUCUUCUUUGAAGAGGACGCCUUUGACGCCGCGGGCGCGCUCGCCAAGCCCAAGGAAAAGGCCAUCAACAAGAUUGGCCACUACCUGCACGGGCUGAGCGCCCCGUUUGCGGCCCUCCUCGACGACGACGCCAUCCGGGCCGCCGCCGCGCCGGUGGUGAGCAUGGUCAUCUGCAAGCAGCCCGAGAUUGGCGGCGCGGUGCCGCCGCACCAGGACUCGACGUUUCUGUACACGAGCCGGCCGUCGGCCGUCGGCUUCUGGUACGCGCUCGAGGACGCCACGCUCGAGAAUGGCUGCCUGAGCUUCCUGCCGGGGUCGCACCGGUGGGCGCCGGUGGCGCGGCGCCUCGUGCGGACAGCGGCGGGCGCCGGCACCGAGAUGGUGGAUAAUGACGGGCCGCGCUUCCCAGAGGGCGACGGGUAUGGCGAGGCCGGCGCGCCGGCGGGCGGCGCCCGGAAUGACCUGUACGUGCCGGGCGAGGUCCGCGCCGGCGACCUGGUGCUCAUCCAUGGAAAUCUGCUGCACAAGAGCGAGAGGAACACGAGCCAAAAGGGCAGAAUCAUUUACACGUUUCAUGUGAUUGAGGGCCAGGACAGGGAGUAUGACGAGAGGAACUGGCUGCAGCCGCCCAAAGAGGGCUUCACGAAGCUGUACGUGUGA
This is a messenger RNA of Cordyceps militaris CM01, 918 nucleotides long. Its product is annotated as phytanoyl-CoA dioxygenase family protein. NCBI's taxonomy places the organism in Eukaryota, Fungi, Ascomycota, Sordariomycetes, Hypocreales, Cordycipitaceae. The transcript is spliced from 2 exons. The coding region runs from base 1 to 918 and encodes 305 amino acids. The record is from RefSeq and is a predicted model, not a curated record.